This is a messenger RNA of Didymella exigua CBS 183.55, 1314 nucleotides long. RefSeq names its product cytochrome P450. Gene Ontology annotation, molecular function: monooxygenase activity; oxidoreductase activity, acting on paired donors, with incorporation or reduction of molecular oxygen; heme binding. The transcript is spliced from 4 exons. The record is from RefSeq and is a predicted model, not a curated record. Lineage: Eukaryota; Fungi; Ascomycota; Dothideomycetes; Pleosporales; Didymellaceae. Bases 1 to 1314 code for a protein of 437 amino acids.
AUGGCGGGUGUGACGUUGCUGUGGAGAACGUACAAAGAAGUCGUCAAGAAAGAGACACCAGCGCAGGAGCUCUUCAGUCUGCAUAAAAAGUAUGGCAGCAUCGUCCGCAUACCGCCGAAUGAUGUUGCGGCAGACGUAGCCGCUCUGCACUUUGGGAAUCCAUCCGCGUUCCACAAGAUCUACAACGUUUCCAAACGCUGGGGUAAAGACGAUGGUCUUUAUAGCGUGCCCGGUUUUAAAACAGGCCCGUCGAUGUUCCGGAAGUAUGCACAGGCCAAAGAGCGGAGGGACGUCCUCAUGCCAAUGUUCUCGAGAAGAGCGAUCCGGAACAUCGGAAGCCUCGUCUGGCAGAAUGCCACUCAGGUUGCUUCGUCUAUCAGCAAGUUGAACGCAGCUCAGCACUCCAUCGACCUACUCUACGCCUUUCGCCCCUUUACUCUCGACACCAUCAUGGGGUCUAUGUUCGAUGGCUGCGUAGAUGCUCUGCAUGCGUCCGCCUUUGCAGACCCGCUGAUCCUUGCCAUAGAUGCCACGCUGCCGGUCUUGCCUUUGCUCAAAAACAUCCUUUGGAUCUGCACUUUGGCGAUGCCCAAUUCCGAUGAGCUUGCUCCUCGAAUCUAUCAGGUCCGCGAUAUCACCAACAAACAGCUGGGUGAAGUCUUGCACGCACUUGAAAAGCUCGACGACGCAGCUCACCAGACCAUCUUCCACCGCAUGCUAGACGCCAAUGUAUACCGAAAGACACAGACUGUUCCGGAUCUUACACAGCUGCAUGACGAGGGCUUUGCCGUCAUCUUCGCUGGCGCCAACACCGUAGCUGACACAAUACUCAUGGGCUUUUAUAACGCAAUGCCAGCUGACCUCGAGAGCUUGCCUCUUCUUACAGCCACCAUCAAGGAGGCGCUCCGUUUCAUUCCUUCCGACGUAUCGCUCACGCGAGUGGUACCUCCUGGCGGAGCUUUAUUGGUUGGGCGCGAGAUACCCGGCGGCACAAUCGUUGGUAUGGCGAUCCUGCAUGUACAUCAGUCGGAAGAAAUCUUUGCCGACGCGUUGAAAUUCAAGCCAGAGCGCUGGCUUAACGGCAGUAAUAAAGAACUGGAACACUGGCUGGUACCGUUCAGUCGAGGGCCCAGAGCGUGCUUUGGCUACAAUCUAGCUUGGUGCGAACUGUAUGUUGCGUUCAGCACCAUGAUCCAAAACUUCGAUACGAGCUUGGACGGAACGACGGCGGAGGACAUGGAGUGGAGAGAAUGCAUCGCAGCAUACUAUCCAAAUCGCCACUUGCAUGCAUGGUGCCGACCGAUGGGAGCUUGA